This is a messenger RNA of Pteronotus mesoamericanus, 2464 nucleotides long. It is a transcript of the gene EXO1, whose product is annotated as exonuclease 1. Gene Ontology annotation, molecular function: 5'-3' DNA exonuclease activity; DNA binding; metal ion binding. Gene Ontology annotation, cellular component: nucleus. Lineage: Eukaryota; Metazoa; Chordata; Mammalia; Chiroptera; Mormoopidae. Gene Ontology annotation, biological process: mismatch repair; DNA recombination. The transcript is spliced from 14 exons. The record is from RefSeq and is a predicted model, not a curated record.
AAUAAGUAAAUAAAAUCUUUUAAAAAAAUGAAUAUUGCUGUUUUCCCUUUCUCCUUUCAUAUUGUGUAGUUAACUUGGCACAAUGGGAAUACAAGGAUUACUGCAAUUUAUCAAAGAAGCUUCUGAGCCCAUCCACGUGAGGAAGUACAAGGGGCAGACAGUAGCGGUGGACACAUACUGCUGGCUUCACAAAGGAGCUAUUCCUUGUGCUGAAAAACUAGCCAAAGGUGAACCUACUGAUAAGUAUGUAGGAUUUUGUAUGAAAUUUGUAAAUAUGUUACUGUGUCAUGGGAUCAAACCCAUUCUUGUAUUUGAUGGAUGUACCUUACCUUCGAAGAAGGACGUGGAGACAUCAAGAAAAGAAAGACGACAAGCCAACCUUCUUAGGGGGAAGCAGCUCCUUCGGGAGGGGAAGGUCUCAGAAGCCAGAGAAUGUUUUACCCGUUGCAUCAAUAUCACGCAUGCUAUGGCCCACAAAGUAAUUAAAGCUGCCCGGGCCCAGGGAGUGGAUUGUCUCGUGGCGCCGUAUGAAGCGGAUGCGCAGUUGGCCUAUCUUAACAAAGCUGGUAUUGUACAAGCCAUAAUUACAGAGGACUCUGACCUCCUCGCGUUUGGCUGCAAAAAGGUGAUUUUAAAAAUGGACCAGGCUGGGAACGGACUAGAAAUUGAUCAGGCUCGGCUGGGAAUGUGCAAGCAGCUUGGGGACGUGUUCACAGAAGAGAAGUUCCGGUACAUGUGCAUCCUCUCAGGCUGUGACUAUCUCGCCUCCCUGCGCGGGAUCGGGUUGGCGAAGGCCUGCAAGGUACUCAGGCUGGCCAACAACCCCGACAUCGUGAAGGUUAUCAAGAAAAUUGGACAUUAUCUCAAGACGAAUAUAACAGUGCCAGAAGAUUACGUCAAAGGAUUUAUUCGGGCCAACAAUACCUUCCUUUAUCAGCUAGUUUUCGAUCCCAUGAGAAGGAAACUCGUCCCUCUGAAUGACUACGGAGAUGACGUAGACCCUGAAACCCUAAGCUAUGCUGGGCGGUAUAUUGAUGAUUCUAUAGCUCUUCAGAUAGCACUUGGAAAUAAAGAUAUAAAUACUUUUGAACAGAUCGAUGACUACAAUCCAGACUCUGCUAUGCCUGCCCAGUCAAGGAGUCAUAGCUGGGAUGACAGAACGUGUCCAAAGUCAUCUCAUAUUAAUAGCAUUUGGCAUAGGAAUUAUUCCCCUAGAGUUGAGCUGGAUGUUGUUCCAGAUGCUACAAGACUGAAGGAAAAUCCAAGUACUGUGGGCAUUGAACAACUGAUUAGUACUAAAGGGUUAAAUCUUCCAAGAAAGUUGUCCAGUGUGAAAAGACCAAGAAGUGAAGAGCUGUCAGAAGAUGACCUGUUGAGUCAGUAUUCUCUUUCAUCCACAAAGAAGACCAAGAGAAACAGCAGCUGCGAAGGUAGUAAGUCACUGAAGUCUUCCAAAACGUGCAUGCCCGACCUGUUAGAUGCGACUACUGUUAAAGAAAGCUUAAGCGCACCACCUACAAAAAGAAAUAAAUUUGCAGCAUUUUUACGGAGAAAAAAUGAAGAAAGUGGCGCAGUUGCCGUUCCAGGGACCAGAAGCAGGUUUUUUUGUAAUUCUAUGGAUUCAGUGGACUCUCUAUCAAACAAAGCAAGCAGCCAGCAUCUAGAUGAAACUGCUGUCACAGAUAAAAAGACCAAUCUAAAUGAAUCAGAAUAUUAAAGUCUAGAGGGCCAGAAGCUGGCUGAUGGGGAUGUAGCACAUGAUUCAAGUGCUCAGAUUUCAGAUAAUGGAAGCAUGGUUGCUGAUGAAGAAUCUCAGUCCUGUAAGACCAACAAACUCACAAGGACCAUUUCCCCACCCACUUUGGGGACACUGAGAAGUUGUUUUAGUUGGUCUGGAAGUCUUAGAGAGUUUUCGAGAACUCCGAGCCCCUCUCCGAGUACAGCAUUGCAUCGCUUCCGGAGAAAGGACGAUUCCCCCAGCUCCCUGCCUGAGCUUAAGACGACUGAUGGACCCCAGGCAAAGAGCGAUGAGUCCAGCGAUAAUGCACCUCCCUCACGCAGACUGGGCUGGUCUUCAGGGUCUCGGGAAAGUGUAGAAUUAUCACCACUCAGCUUAAGUGCAUCAGAGCUUUCUCGGCCUUCUAAUAAGGAUUUCGAUUCAGAGGAAUCUGAUUGCAAUUUUAAGUCACUUGAUAAUCAAGGUAAUCAGAAAUCCAAGCUACACUUAUCUCAUUUUUCAAACAAAGACAAGCUUCUAAGGAAUAAGGUUCCCGGGCUGUAUAAAUCUAGUUCUAUGGACAGUCUUUCUACAACCAAGAUCAAAGCCUUCGCUCCUGCCAGAGCCAGCGGGCUGAGCAAGAAGGCAACAGGCACCCAGAAGAGGAAACAUCAGAAUGCCGAGAACAGGCCGGGACUGCAGAUAAAAAUCAAUGAGCUCUGGAAGAAUUUUGGAUUUAAAAAGUGA